This is a messenger RNA of Mastomys coucha (southern multimammate mouse), 2740 nucleotides long. It is a transcript of the gene Bsnd, whose product is annotated as barttin CLCNK type accessory beta subunit. The coding region runs from base 236 to 1162 and encodes 308 amino acids. Gene Ontology annotation, biological process: chloride transport. Lineage: Eukaryota; Metazoa; Chordata; Mammalia; Rodentia; Muridae. The transcript is spliced from 4 exons. Gene Ontology annotation, cellular component: basolateral plasma membrane. Gene Ontology annotation, molecular function: chloride channel regulator activity. The record is from RefSeq and is a predicted model, not a curated record.
GGCAGGAAGAAAGGUAGAUGGCUGGGACCUUGGGCCCACUGAAGCGUGUCACCUGCUCUGCUGGGCCCAGGGCUGAGAGCUGGCCCUGCAGAGAUUGCUCCUUGCUCUGUGCAUUACCUUGGUUCUCAGCCAUCUAGUGGAGCAUCCCUCCUUGAGAGUCUGCUCAGCGUUUGAGUAGGAUUGUGGACAGCCUUCUGCUGGUGUGUUGCUCAGCUACCAGGGCUGGGUAGCCACCAUGGCUGAUGAGAAGACCUUCCGAAUCGGCUUCAUUGUGCUGGGCCUUUUCCUGCUAUCCCUGGGCACAUUCCUUAUGAGCCACGAUCGACCCCAGGUCUACGGCACCUUCUAUGCCAUGGGCAGCAUCAUGGUGAUCGGGGGUGUCAUCUGGAGCAUGUGCCAGUGCUAUCCAAAGAUCACCUUUGUGCCGGCCGACUCUGACUUCCAGAGCAUCUUGUCCCCGAAGGCCCUGAGUCUGCUGGAGACUGGGCUUUCAGAGGUAAAGAGCCCCCAAACCCCCUAUGUCAGGCUGUGGGAAGAAGCUGCCUAUGACCAGAGCCUUCCAGACUUCACUCACAUCCAAAUGAAGGUCAUGGGCUACAGUGAGGACCCCAGGCCACUACUGGCCCCCGAGCUGAAGACAGGAGCCAGCAGCGUCAGGGAAGGCGAGCCUCGUACUGCUCAGGCCUGGACGGAGGCUCCGGUGGUCGUCCAUAGAGGCUUGGAUGAGAAUGAAGGAGAGAAAUCCCAUUCUCAGAGCAGCCCUCCAGCAUGUCCCCAAGGCUCUGCACCCCUGGCCUCAUUCCAUGAUGACCUGGAUGGGGGCUCCAGCGAAGGCAGCAACUCUCAUCCAUCCCCACUUGACAGGGAUGAGCCACACCUGCAGGCUCCCUGGGCCAGCAGGGGUCCACUGGAUCGCUUCAGUGACUUUGCUCUGAUUGAUGACACCCCUACAUCAGAGGACAUGGUCCUGGAGGGGCAGGCGCGGGACACAGCUCUACCCAACAAGCAGCGAUGGUCCCUGCGGGUGAAGGAGGAGACUGUCCAAGCAGGGGCAGGAGAACCAGAGCAGGAGGAGGAAGAUCUGUACUACGGGCUGCCAGACAGCCCUGGGGACCCCCUCCCUGACAAACAGUUGGGCUUCGAGCCUGAUGCCCAGGGCUGAGAUGAACCUGCUUCCCAGGUCUGGCCUGACAGCACUGCUGUCUUCAUGUGACCCCUCAAGGGCUCAGUUUUCCAAGUCCCCAAGCAGGAUUGUAUGGAGGGAGGGUCAAGUGAGACAGUGAACUGAAGCAUCUUGGGAACUGAAAAGAACACACAUGGCGGGCAGCAAUCCUUCCUGCAACGAGCCGCAUGCUUCUGGUUGUAGCUUGUUCUGCUGACUGCAGGUAGAGUGGGGUUUUGUGAGGGCCUGUGUUACAGCCAGACCCUCAGAAGCCCUUUCCAUCUCCUAGUGCUGGCUUCUGAUUAGGCCUCCUGUGGUGCUACCCAGGGCCCCUGAGACCUCAGUGUCCGCUGUGUUUUGGUCCCCUGAUGGGUGUUUGACUCACCCCUCUCAGAGCUGAUGCUCUCUCCUGGCUCUCAGCGUCUUCAGCGAUUCCCCUGCUCUGGGAUCUAUGACUGUGGCUGACCUCUGCUGACCUGACUUGACCUCUGGAUAUCUUUCUGGUUCCUCCUGUUCAUGCAGUUGCCCCUAGCCCAUGCCUUUGCUUGAGCUGUGUUCUUCCAUAGCCUCUUGUGCUGAGUGAAUUCAUACCUGUUCCAAAGGGACCUUUCUCCUGCUAGUUUUCCUGGCAUCCCAACCCCUAGAUGAGAAUUUCCGUCUGGGGCUUGCUCAUCCAUUUCUGUGGCUGUUCCUUGCCACUGCCCUGGGACAGCAUCUUGGACUCAUUCACCAUAGUUCUCAGGAGACCCUUGGCAUGUGCAGUUCUCAGUAGAUCUGGGAACCUUUGCAGAUAGUGUCACCCUCCCCCAUUUUGACAAACAGGGAUUCUUAGUCUCUGACACCCACUUUUCAAAAUGGCUUCUAAACAGCCAUAAAAACCAGGCAAAAAGCUACCAGAAGAACCUAUCAGCAGCUCACAGAGCACACUUGCAUUGGCUUAGAAUGGACAAAAUCCAGCUGCUGAACUAGUUCCACUUGAUGCCCUCGGCAUUUUGUGAACAUCUACUUCGUGGCAGGCACUCAGCUUGGAAAACGGUCAUUGGUCCCUGAGCCCCCUCCCCCAAAGGGCUCACAAUCCCAUCAGCUUGCUGUCUUGUAAGAUGGGGACAAAGCAUGGAGCAGAAGCUGCGGUGGGAGCAGAGUCACACCCUUGUCCCACAUCUGCAGAUCUUGCAGAGCCCUGUUGUUCUCAGCCCAGCAUGGAGGGAACCAUACAGAGGAGGGUGUUGCUGCCUUCUCCAGCCAGGUCCACACAACUUAGAUCUGUUCUGAGAUGUCUAAGAGCAGGGCACUGGGAGAUGGUUAGGGGUCUCAGAUGAGGGAAGGAGAUCCUGCUGGUGCUCCACCACAGCCCUCCCGCUUCUGGAGGCAUUUCUACCUCUUCAGUGAAGAUGCCUCUACCAGGCACCUCCUCUCUGCUGAUAGGUCACAGAGCAGGUGUCCCUGCUUGUGUCCCAGCCAGGGGUGAGGUGGCAUGUGGCUUCUGCUGGGUACUGCUGGCCCAGGCAGGGAUGACUGUGACCCACAUCAGACAGAGCAGAACCAGCACCAAGAGCUGAAAUAAAAACGUUUUUUAAC